CGGCGGCGGCGGCGGGUGGAAGGGUUGCUGGGGGCCCGUCCCGUCGGUUCUCUCCUUUGCAGGGGGGGAAAAAGAGGUCGGCCCUUCGCGCGGCCUGUCAAGCUCGGCGGGAGGGAAAGGAUGUCGGGCGACGGGAGCAGCGGGAGCAGCGCCUCCAGCACCACGGCGGCCGCCAGCACCGCCACCAGCACCACCACCGCCGCCUCAGCCGCCUCAGAGGGCGGCGGUGGCGGCAGCGAGGACGCCUGCCGCGACUACCAGUCGUCGCUCGAGGACCUGACCUUCAACAGCAAGCCGCACAUCAACAUGCUGACCAUCCUGGCCGAGGAGAACGUGCCCUUCGCCAAGGACAUCGUCUCGCUGAUCGAGGCGCAAAUCGCCAAGGCUCCUUCUAAUGAGAAACUUCCUGUUAUGUACCUUAUGGAUUCCAUUGUGAAGAAUGUUGGAAGAGAAUAUCUUGCUGCGUUUACUAAAAACCUAGUUGCAACAUUUGUUAAUGUGUUUGAAAAGGUGGAUGAAAAUACUAGGAAAAGUUUAUUUAAGUUGCGUUCCACAUGGGAUGAAAUUUUUCCUUUGAAGAAACUCUAUGCUCUUGAUGUCCGAGUGAAUUCAGUAGACCCUGCUUGGCCCAUAAAGCCUCUUCCCCCUAACGUGAAUACUUCUAGCAUCCAUGUGAAUCCUAAAUUUUUAAAUAAAUCGCCUGAGGAGCCUCCUGCCCCUAGCCCUGCAAUCUGUUCUCCUCCCGUGUCUUGUUCUACGGUGUCUUCUACUCCAGUUGUUCCUGAAAUGCAAAAGAAUUUGACUCAAGAGCAGCUAAUAAGACAACAGCUACUGGCAAAACAAAAACAGUUGUUAGAACUUCAACAGAAAAAAUUAGAACUGGAACUAGAGCAGACUAAAGCACAACUGGCAGUUUCUCUUAGUGUUCAACAAAGUGGCCCAGGUGUGGGUCAGGCGUCUUUGAAACAGCAUGUUCCACAGCCACCUCACAUGCCAAUUAAAACUCCCAAUCAGGUUGGUUUGCCACCGGAGAAAAAACGUCUGUCACCACCUCAGGAUGUCAAAUUACCCAAUAGAGAUCCUCGUCUUAAUAGAACAGGUCAAUAUUCUUCUCAUUCUAAAGAUCAAAGCCAUAGGAAAGACUUCAUCAUUAAUCCAGUCAGUCAUCCUGAUCCAAAGGCCAGCAAAACUCUGCAGGCCGAAAGGCAAAAUGUAUCAAAACAAGAGAAGCAAAAGCAGAGUGAAAAAUCUCAGAAGUUUGACCAAUUUGAUUCAAAAUCAAAAUCACCAUCUCCCUUGCAAACCAGGCCCCUUCAUGCUAAAGAAGCAAGAAACCAAGAGUGUGAGAACACCAGGGUGUCUGAAAUAAGUAAGAGAGAUCCCAGAUUAAAAAAGCAUCUUUUAGAGAAGCCAGAUGGUAGAGAUGAUGAUAUAAAAGAAAAGAGAAGAAGCAUGGAAAGAAAAGAAGAACAUAGAUCAAUUGGUGGUAGAAGUAAAAUGAUCAAUGGCAUUGUGCAAAAGCAUGAUCUCGGUACUGAAGAGCCUGAAAAGCAGGGUGGGAAACUAGGGAGGUCAAGUACUCGAAAAAGGUCACGUUCCCCUAGGUCUCGGUCACCAUCUUCCCAUUCUCCGAAACGAAGAGAGAGAAGGUCUCCCAAAAGAAGGCUUAGGAGUCUCUCUCCUGGGUCUAAAAUUGGGAAGCCUCGGCAGUCUGGGCCAAAGCAGUCUCACACAGAAGAAUUUGGGCCAGGAACACGAGAUGAAAGGACCUCUAAUAAAAGGAGCCUUAAGCAGGAAGUGAGAGACUCGAGGAGGCUGAAGAAAACUCAUGAAGACCGAUUGCAGGAAGGGACGAACCAGCAUUCUUCAAAGGCAGCUUCAGAACCCAAAGAAAAUGUGGAGAACUGGCAAGGUUCUAAGUCAAGCAAAAGGUGGAAAUCUGGUUGGGAAGAAAAUAAGAACCCCCAGCUUGCUGACGAACAUCAAGGACUUUGUAAAUCACCUCAUCAGAGGCAUAGGGAAACUUGGGCAAGUAGUAAAGGAGUUCCAUCACCUCGUGCACUAAAGCAGCAACAUCGAUUAAGUGUGGAUGCCAACUUGCAGAUUCCAAAAGAAUUAACUUUGGCAAACAAAAGGGAGCUACUUAAGAAGGCAAAUGAGCGCUUAUCAUCAGGUGAAAUAACACAAGAUGACUUUCUUGUUCUGUGUCACAAGAUUCAUCAGCUCUUCCAGUAUCAGGAAGGAAAGCACAGAUACAAUGUGCGGGAUAGUCCUACAGGCGAAAAAGGAAUUUCAAAAAAGAAGCCUCUUCUGUCUGAAUCAGACUUAAUAUAUCACGAACAUAAAGCUAAGCUAAAAAGAACACAAGUUCAGCAUUCAUUUCCAAGACUCAACAUGGUAGAUGCUGAAGAAAUGUUAGACUAUCACUUAAAGGAUACAUUUCUUUCUGGAAUGGACUGUGAACAAACAAAAAGUAAAUGUGGAAGUCAGUUUGGGGAAAGAUCAAGACGACAUUCUCCUGUUGGUGGCAGACUGUACUCGGAUAAUGCACCACACGAUGGUCGUAGAAGACAUGAUGAAGCAAGCUCUUCAAAAGGUGUUCGAGAGGAGCAGAGACCUCAAUUCAAUGAACAUUACAAGAGAACAAGAUAUGAAGACACAGAGAAACCAUUUACUGAGAGUUCAGGAUCACGAUUUGGAGUUAGUGAAGGAAAGCAAAGAUUUAGUUCAUUGAUGGAGGAUAGACCUCACUUUGAGAGCUCUCCUAGAAAUCCUGGCACAAGGACAGGGGGAGAAGGACAAGCAUCUCAUUUUGAAGGGCCUGCACCUACAAAUUCCAGAAUUGAAGGACCACAACCACAAACUAAUUUAAGGUUUGAAGGGUCCUUAAGUCAGCCGUCUAAAUAUGAUGGACCCCCAGGCAAAUCUGGAGGGAAAGGUUCUUUGAUAUUUGAUGGACCACCAGCACAAAUGGGUAGUGGUUCCUUGAGGUUUGAUGGACCUUCAGGUGUGGGAAAUGCAAUGCACUUUGAAGGUCCUAUAGGGCAACCAGGGGGAACUUUGAGAUUUGAUGGUCCCACAGGUCAGUCUAUGGGUGGCAUAAGAUUUGAAAAUCUUCAUGGUCAGCCCAAAGGUGGGAUGAGGUUUGAGGGUCCUCAUGUACAACCAGCCAGUGGGAUUAGGUUUGAGGCUCCUCAUGGUCAGUCAUCUGCUGGGGUAAGGUUUGAAGGGCCACUUGAUCAGCCUUCAGGUAGUAUGAGGUUUGAUGGCCAGCCCUCAGGCGGAAUGAGAUUUGAAGGGCCACAUGGCCAACUUUCAAGUGGGAUAAGGUUUGAAGGGCCUCAUGACCGUCCUGUGGGACCUCAUGGCCCCCCAGGUGGUGGAAUGAGGUUUGAGGGACCCCAUGGUCAGCCUAUAGGGCCUCAUGGCCAGCCUGGGGCUGGUCUGCGGUUUGAAGGGCCACAUAUGCAGCCAAUUGGAUCUCUUGGCCAACCAGGAGGCAAUUUGCGUUUUGAGGCACCACAUGGGCAGCCUAUGGGUCCCCGUGGGCAGCCAGCAGGUGGUCUGAGAUUUGAAGGUCCCCAUGGGCAGCCUGGUAUUGCACCAAGAUUUGAGGCGCCACACGGGCAGCCAGGGAUUGGCUCCAGAUUUGAGGGUCCUUCAGUUCAGUCUGCUGGUGGGCUUAGGUUUGAAGGGCCUAUAAAUCAAACAGGCCCACGAUUUGAUGGCUGUCCAUCAAGAUUUGAUGGCCAACCAGGUCAGCCAUCACUUUUGCAAAGACUGGAUGGAUUACAUGUGCAGGCUGGUCCAAGAUUUGAAAUGGGUCCUUCUCAGCCGGGCCCUCGGUUUGAUGGUCCAUCAGGUCAGCAGGUGCAAUCCCGAUUUGAUACACCAAUAUCUCAGCGGUUUGAAGAUCAGGCUACACGAUUCGACCUUCCUCUUGGUCAUCAAGGUCAAAGAAUUGAAAACUUAUCUAACCAUCCUUCAAGACUAGAAACACCACCUUAUGGACAAACUGGGCCUUACAAUGAACCUCCAAACCAGCCGCCUUACAAUGGCCCAUCACAAGGAAUGGCAUUCCAGAGGCCUGAGCCAAUAUUUGAAAAUCCACAAGGACCAAACUUCAAUGGGCUGCCUGUUGCUGGAGCACAGGGCUUUCCAAAUGCACUUAAUAGGGCACCUGGAGCUUUUUAUGAUGACAAGAAUCUUCAAGGCCCUCAAUAUGGAAACUUUAAUAAUAUAACUGUGGGAAAUAUUCAACCACCACAACAGGUUCCUGUUAUGUCAGUAGCAGCUGCUCAACCUGUUCCUUACAGUCAAGGACAGCCACUCUUACCGGUUCAGGCACAAAAUCCUGGAAGCUUUGUCCAGAAUCAACCAGGCAAUGUCCCACUUUCUUAUCCGGAUAAUCAUCUUGGACAAUUGGAUGUAAAUGAAUUAUAUUCAAAGUUACUUUCGACAGGAAUCCUCAAAGUUUUACAGUCUGAUUCAACUUCAGCACAAGUCAAUGAAGUUUCUACUCAGCCAGCUCCGGAAGAGGAGGAGGAAGAUCAAGACCAGAAUGAGGAUCAAGAUGUCCCAGACUUAACUAAUUUUGUAAUAGAAGAACUGAAACAGCGCUACGAUAGUGUGAUAAACCGACUCUACACAGGCAUUCAGUGCUACUCUUGUGGAAUGAGGUUUACGACUUCUCAGACAGAUGUAUACGCCGACCACUUGGAUUGGCACUAUCGUCAGAACCGCACGGAAAAGGAUGUUAGCAGAAAAGUCACUCACAGAAGAUGGUACUACAGUUUAACAGACUGGAUAGAGUUUGAAGAAAUAGCAGAUUUAGAGGAGCGUGCAAAGAGUCAAUUCUUUGAAAAAGUGCAUGAAGAAGUAGUGUUAAAAACACAAGAAGCUGCUAAGGAAAAGGAGUUUCAAAGUGUCCCUGCAGGGCCAGCUGGAGUCGAUGAAAGUUGUGAAAUCUGCCAGGAGCAAUUUGAGCAAUAUUGGGAUGAGGAAGAGGAGGAAUGGCACCUAAAAAAUGCAAUUCGUGUAGAUGAAAAGAUCUACCAUCCAUCGUGCUAUGAAGACUAUCAAAAGACCUCAUCCUUUGAUUCAACGCCAUCACCCAGCAAAACACCUGUAGAAAACCCACUAAAUAUUAUGUUAAAUAUUGUCAAGCAAGAAGUACAGGACUCUUGUAACAGCCCCAAAGUUGAGGAAAAGCCUGAUGAAUGUAUGGAGGAGAACACACCUGCAUCUGCUGAAAUUAAAACGGAACCUGAAAAGGUUGAGUCGGUUUAACAAACUGUGAUUUUUUUAUAUUGCAGAAAAGGUACUGUGUUCUAGCUGACUCUAGAAGGCAAAUAAUAAUUUUUAUAUGAAUAAAGUGUUCUCCUGGGGCAGGGCCCCAGCUACUUCUUUGGUUAAUAAAUACAUUUUUGUAUUUGGAUUUCUUAUUGCCUGCACCGUGUCAGGUGUCUAUUGUGUGAAAGUUCUGUAGAUGGCGUACAAAUAUAACAGGAAUAGAUUGUAUAUAUAAGAAAAAUUGUAUAAUUUUUUUUCAUUUGUGGAAAUGUAAAUUAUAAAUAAAAGAUAUUUUUGCUAUC
Molecule: messenger RNA, 5594 nt
Organism: Pogona vitticeps (central bearded dragon)
Lineage: Eukaryota; Metazoa; Chordata; Lepidosauria; Squamata; Agamidae
Gene: PCF11
Product: PCF11 cleavage and polyadenylation factor subunit
Biological process (GO): termination of RNA polymerase II transcription; mRNA 3'-end processing
Cellular component (GO): cytoplasm; mRNA cleavage factor complex
Molecular function (GO): RNA polymerase II complex binding; mRNA binding
Source: RefSeq, a predicted model, not a curated record